AUGUGCUCUGGUCUUGUGUGCUGCAGUUGCAGAAAUAACCCAUCAGUGAGUCAAGCUCUACUACCAUCUCUGGCUUCAAUUAUGUCGUCCACGUUCCAACGGUCACGUCGUACAGUCUUUACUAUUCAUAACUAUGACAGUUCAGUAACUGGAAACUUUAACGCGUUUGUUGUACCAGCCCAUUUGACCGCUGAAGAUGUAAACGUUAUUGCUGUUGAUUGGAGCCGAGGUGCUACAAGCUAUACAUUUGGACUGAGUAACAUUCCUCAAGUCGGUAAUGUCGUUGCCCAGUUUAUCAACAUCCUUAACGAUGAUUUUGGAUACAGUCCAGAGAACAUCCGCAUUGUUGGUCAUGGUCUUGGAGCUCAUGCUGCUGGCAUCGCAGCCAGGGCCGUCAAUGGAAACAUACCUCGUGUUAUUGGUCUAGACCCAUCCCUCCCUGGAUGGACGCAUCAUCCCGAUAAACUAAGUGAAAAUGCUGCUCGACUAGUGGAAGUUCUUCACACGACUGCUGGAAUUUAUGGCUACGAUAGGCCGCUUGGACAUGUGGACUUUUACGCAAACGGCGGUAUUAAUCAAAUUGGUUGUGGGAGCGAUAUUUCUUGUUCCCACACAUACGCUUAUGUCUAUUACGCAGAGUCAAUCACCGCAGAAUCCAAUAACGGAAAUAAGUUUAUCGGAACAGCCUGCGAAUCAUACCAAGAAGCUACUGCCUUGCAGUGCUCUGGUGCACGGGAUGCCACUUUUGGUGGAACUGAUGAUAACACGAGUGCUAGCGGUAUCUACGUCUUCUUGACAAAUGCUUCACCACCUUUUGCCCGAGCGUCAACGCAAAUUCUCAACGAUGAAGAACCGCGUUACCAGUAUGCUCCGGAUUCUGACGGACAGAUACACCUAGUCGACUCAUUGACAUCAAUUAGUGAUUUUGUAAAUAUUGCUAGUAGAUACAACCCCUCUGUAUCUAACGUCUAUCAUCUUUUUACAAGACAAAAUCCUUCUUUAAGCCAGCCCAUCUUUAUCAAUAAUCCUGAUUUACUGUCGAUAACAAAUUAUAAUAGUACAAGAAGAACUGUAGUUCUCAUCCAUGGCUGGAGAAAUUCGGCUGUAUCAAGCUUCAAUAAUGUUCUUGUUCCUGCGCUUUUGGCUGCUGAGGAUCUUAACGUUAUAGUAUUAGAUUGGAGUUCUGGUGCUAGUUCUAUUGAUUAUAGAGAAGUAAAUCGGAAUUGCAUAUUAUCUGGGAUAGCUGUAGCUAACUUUAUUCAAUGGCUAAAUGAACAAAGUGGUUCUACCCUUGAACAGUAUCACAUUAUUGGUCAUGGUGUUGGUGGACAUCAGGCUGGCAUUGUUGGGAGAAAUUUGGAUCGAAAAGUAGCAUAUAUUACUGGUCUCGAUCCAGCACUUAUAGGAUGGGUGAACAGCAUUUUCCGAUUUAGACCUAGUGAUGGACUCUACACUGAAGUGAUUCAUACCAACUAUGGCAUUAACGGAUAUCUAGCCGCUUUAGCGCACGUAGACUUUUACCCCAAUGGCGGCUUAUCUAUGCCUGGAUGUGAUUCCAAUAUGUGUGAUCACGAAAGAAGUUUCUAUUAUAUGGCAGAAUCUAUUACAUCAGGAGGAUUUACAGGAACACAAUGCGCAAAUUAUUAUGCUGCUAUUUUAGGAUGGUGUAAUUUGCCGGGACGUUUACAAAUGGGUGGACUUCUACCUAAAACUGGGGAAAGCGGCGUAUAUUUGGUGGAAACAAAUAGUGCACCACCGUUUUCUCGAGGC
Messenger RNA from Brenthis ino (lesser marbled fritillary), 1770 nucleotides. NCBI's taxonomy places the organism in Eukaryota, Metazoa, Arthropoda, Insecta, Lepidoptera, Nymphalidae. The record is from the annotation of a GenBank genome assembly.